AUGCUGCGUCGUACUAUGGCUCGCUAUCUAUGUUUGACGCAAGUUUUGGUUCUCCGUGAUAUCAGCAUUCGUGUGAGGCAGCGAUUUCCGACAUACGAGAGCGUCAUUAAAGCAGGCAGUCCCUUAGCCCAUUUGUUACAAUUAUCACUUAGUUAUAUGACUAAAGAAGAAUAUGAUAAAUUCAAGGACUACCAGCUACAAGAAGAUUACAAUAGUGGCCGCUACUGGGCACCAUUGAACUGGGCAUUUUCUCUGGUGAUGCAAGCUCGCAAAGACGGCAAAAUAAAAACCGACAUUUGGACUGCCAAAUUAUUCGAUGAGCUGCGCAAGUUCCAGAAUUCAAUGCAACUGGUGUGCAAUUAUGACUGGGUGCAGAUACCGCUUGCCUAUCCACAGGUAACCGUCGGGAUGCUUUUUUAUUGUGGAUUUUUGAUCUGCGUUCAUUGGCUUUCACCCUUUGUGUCACCGUUCGAACCACUUCCGGCCGUUCCAGUCUUUUAUGGGGAGUAA
Messenger RNA from Gongylonema pulchrum, 510 nucleotides. NCBI's taxonomy places the organism in Eukaryota, Metazoa, Nematoda, Chromadorea, Rhabditida, Gongylonematidae. The record is from the annotation of a GenBank genome assembly.